GAUAUAGCGGCUGCUGCAGGUAUUACAGUAUCGCCGGGGAGGUCAUUGAGAAAGUAGAGGACCGAGGCCCUGAGUGUCCCCCCCGUAGUCAUGCUCCGCCUGUGCCUGAGGCUCCGCGGCCCCGUUCGUAAUGUUGUGCCAGCCCGGGGACAAGCAGGAAGACUCCGGAGGUACCACUCGGGAUCAGGCAGCCGACUGCGGGCGCUGACUGGAACCCCAACUAAGUGGCCGACACUAAAGGAAGCGGGGAGACUUGUGGUCCCCACUGGAAGGCGAUGGUACAGUCUGCCUCCCCACCAGAAGAUGCCUCUGCCUGCUCUCUCCCCCACUAUGCAAACGGGAACCAUCGCUCGGUGGGAGAAGAAAGAAGGUGAAAAAAUUAAUGAAGGGGACCUUAUUGCAGAGGUAGAGACGGACAAGGCAACAGUCGGGUUUGAGAGUUCGGAGGAAUGUUACAUGGCAAAAAUCCUUGUGGCAGAAGGGGCGAGAGAUAUCGCUAUCGGUUCCAUAAUCUGCAUCACUGUAGACAAGCCAGAGCUUGUUGAUGCCUUUAAGAAUUACACAUUGGAUUCAGCUGCUGCAGCUCCAGCUGCGUCUGUGCCUCCCUCUCCGGCUGCUGCACCACCGACCCCGCAACCUUUGGUCCAGGCUCCUGGCAGUUCCUAUCCCACUCAUAUGAAGAUCAUGCUGCCGGCUCUUUCGCCAACUAUGACCAUGGGCACUGUGCAGAAGUGGGAGAAGAAAGUUGGGGAAAAGCUUAGUGAAGGCGAUCUGCUGGCAGAGAUAGAGACGGACAAAGCGACUAUAGGCUUUGAGGUCCAGGAAGAAGGAUAUCUGGCCAAAAUCCUAGUUCCUGAAGGGACACGGGAUGUGCCUCUGGGGACCCCUCUGUGUAUUAUUGUGGAGAGAGAGUCGGACAUCGGCAGCUUUGCAGAUUAUGUAGCGUCAGCAGGUGUCGCAGAGGUGAAGCCACAGCUGGUCCCUCCUCCUCUAACCCCGGCGGCUGCGGCCCCUCCCACCCCACAAGUGACGCCUCCUCCCGCGGUUUCUUCACCAGGUGCUGCUGCAUCCAAGGGGCGCGUGUUUGUGAGUCCACUGGCCAAGAAACUGGCAUCUGAGAAAGGCCUAGACCUCACCCAAGUGAAAGGCACUGGGCCAGACGGGAGAAUUACAAAGAAAGAUGUUGAGUCGUUUGUUCCUGUUAAGAUCACCCCCGCCCCUGUUGCUGCUGCACCAGCUCCUCCAGUGACCCCUCCAUCCCCCGCAGUGGCUGCUGUCCCCACAGGAGUCUUCACUGAUAUCCCAAUCAGCAACAUCCGUAGGGUUAUAGCCCAGCGGCUCAUGCAAUCCAAACAAACAAUCCCUCACUACUAUCUGUCUAUUGAUAUCAACAUGGGUGAAAUAGUGCAACUGAGGAAGGAGCUGAACGAGGUUACAAAGUCCGAGAACAUAAAGUUGUCCGUGAAUGAUUUCAUCAUUAAGGCGUCUGCAUUAUCUUGUCUGAAAGUGCCUGAGGCCAAUUCCUCCUGGAUGGACACAGUAAUCCGACAGAACCAUGUUGUGGAUGUGAGCGUAGCGGUGAGCACUCCUGUCGGUCUGAUAACUCCAAUUGUGUUCAACGCUCACGUCAAGGGUCUGACGGCCAUCAGCAAAGAUGUUGGGUCUCUGGCAGCACGGGCACGAGAGGGGAAGCUAAAGCCGCAUGAAUUCCAGGGCGGAACAUUUACAGUUUCCAAUUUGGGAAUGUACGGAAUUAAAAACUUCUCUGCUAUAAUCAACCCACCCCAGGCCUGUAUCCUGGCCGUAGGGGGAUCUGAGAACAGACUGGUACCAGCAGACAACGAGAAGGGUUUUGAUGUUGCCAACAUAAUGUCUGUCACAUUAAGCUGCGAUCACCGCGUUGUAGAUGGGGCGGUUGGCGCUCAGUGGCUGGCAGAAUUCAAAAGGUUUUUGGAGAAACCAACAACAAUGCUGCUAUAAUCCUGGAACUCUCACCCACCCCUCUUUCUUGGGUCAUCUGACUACAUACAAAAAAAUUAUUUAUAUGCUCCAGCUUCAAAACUCAUAUAAACAACUUUUUUAUUUAAAAGAACAAGAAGAAAAACGAACAACCAAGAAAACUACCAGCUAGUUUUUUCUUUUUUAUCUUCCAACAUGUACAGUUACAAAGUGUCCACUCCAGUAACAAAUAACGGUUCUCCAUAGGACCGCUCUGUCAGACUUGACACUAAGAUCAAUGUUCUAUAUGUCACAAAAGGUCAACAUUUCCCUGUUGUAGCUCUCGCCAUGGCAGGGCAGAGUGUAUGUGUGAGGUCUGAAUAUUUUUUCAUGUAUAAUAAAUGUAUUUGGGCUCAUCUGCUGGUCCAUCUGUACCCUGAGAA
Molecule: messenger RNA, 2381 nt
Organism: Bombina bombina (fire-bellied toad)
Lineage: Eukaryota; Metazoa; Chordata; Amphibia; Anura; Bombinatoridae
Gene: DLAT
Product: dihydrolipoamide S-acetyltransferase
Exons: 14
Coding region: 91-1980 (629 amino acids)
Biological process (GO): pyruvate decarboxylation to acetyl-CoA
Cellular component (GO): pyruvate dehydrogenase complex
Molecular function (GO): dihydrolipoyllysine-residue acetyltransferase activity
Source: RefSeq, a predicted model, not a curated record